Gregarina niphandrodes is the source of this 906-nucleotide messenger RNA. Its product is annotated as putative ubiquitin carboxyl-terminal hydrolase. Lineage: Eukaryota; Apicomplexa; Conoidasida; Eugregarinorida; Gregarinidae. Gene Ontology annotation, cellular component: nucleus; cytosol. The transcript has a single exon. The coding region runs from base 1 to 906 and encodes 301 amino acids. The record is from RefSeq and is a predicted model, not a curated record. Gene Ontology annotation, biological process: protein deubiquitination. Gene Ontology annotation, molecular function: cysteine-type endopeptidase activity; cysteine-type deubiquitinase activity.
AUGCUGCGAAAUGCGAACAAGGUCAGCUCAUACUGGAAUGCGACAGAUCAGCAGGACGCAUUGGAGUUUUUUGAUUUCUUGAUGGAUGCGUCAUAUUGCUAUGAUAUGUUGUUUACCGGUAAGCUGGAGAGGCAAUACAUUUGCACAGGGUGUGAUAGUAUAUGCCGGAGACAGGAGUCGUACCGUAACAUAUCAGUCACAUGCAAUGCCCAAGUCCGGUCUUUGAAGGGCGCUUUGGACAACUACCAAGCACCAGAAUAUUUGACGGGAGAUAACCUGUAUGACUGUGAUCGUUGCAAGAUUAAGACAGUGGGGAAGUGUCAGACAUGGAUCCAGAAGUAUCCAUCGGUCUUGACAAUAAGUUUGAUUAAGUAUGACGUGAAUCGAGAAUCUGGCUGCUAUGGGAAAGUCAAUAACUUGAUAAAGAUAGAUUUGGAGCUUCCAUUUGAAGCAAGAUGUGGAGGACAGUCGAACAUCGACGUUGAUGAGAUUGAAGACGGUGAUAAGGUUAAUGGUGGGGGCAAGGUUAAUGGUGGUCGAGAACGCAGUCGCGAUAGUGGUCAUAAUUCACGAGGUUUCGGCACGGAGAAUGAAGACCGGGAUUUGGAUCUCGUAUCAGACGCAAGUACCACAGACACGAAUCAGAACAGCAUCAUCAGAUACAAAUUGACUAGUAUCAUUUUACAUAUCGGUGCCUCCGUUGCUUCUGGACACUACGUUACUGUGGUCAGACGCCAGCAAGAAUGGUUCCUGGUUGAUGACCAUAAAGUCUCCAGACUCACCAGUCAAGAGCUCGACCGACUACUCAACAACGAAGAGCCAACCUCCACACCACCCAAAACGGAAAGAGAUCGAAUCAUAGACAACCGGAAUACCUACCUCCUCUUCUACACCAGAACUAUGUAG